This is a messenger RNA of Tribolium madens (black flour beetle), 628 nucleotides long. RefSeq names its product fas apoptotic inhibitory molecule 1. The transcript is spliced from 3 exons. Gene Ontology annotation, biological process: positive regulation of neurogenesis; canonical NF-kappaB signal transduction; negative regulation of extrinsic apoptotic signaling pathway via death domain receptors. Bases 44 to 628 code for a protein of 194 amino acids. The record is from RefSeq and is a predicted model, not a curated record. NCBI's taxonomy places the organism in Eukaryota, Metazoa, Arthropoda, Insecta, Coleoptera, Tenebrionidae.
AAAGCAAUGUCAAGGUUCCUGCUUGAUUAAAUUUACAAUAAAAAUGGCUUUGAGCGGAUCUCUGCUCAAUAAAAGUAGUUCUCAGGAAAGAUCCGAUCUUGUGGCUUUUUGGAGUGUUCCACUCCUCGAUGGGGUACAUACGGUAGAGUUUGAACAUGGGGGAACAACCGGAAAGAGAGUUAUACGAGUGGACGGCAAGGAGAUAUCGAGACGCGACUGGAUGUUCAAACUAGUCGGUGAUGAAAAAUUUACUUUAGGAAAACAAGGCGCUAAAUGCGAAUUGCGUGUCGAUCCUUUGCCACAUUUUGCAUUUGCGUACAGUCUGUAUGUAGAUGGAAAACCGCUGGAGAAGUUUACUGAAAAACAGUCACAAACGACGAGAUCGUGGGCAGUUGUAGCUGAAGGAAAACGCUACCGCGUUGUUUUUGAAAAACAAACUUUGAAUGUGUGGGUUAAUGGACAGUAUGUGGAAACCGAAAAUGUUUUUAUUGAAGGUGGAAGCGAGAUGACUUUUGAAUUUGAAGAUUUGAAAGGUACCAUUCGAGCCACUUCGACUAAUCGAAAACAGGGAGUUAUUCAUCAACUUUUUGUUAAUGGCAAAUUAAUUGAAGAAGAUACAAUUUACUAA